UCUUCCUAAUAUGGUCGUUUCUGAAGAAUCAGGUCAGCUGCAGAUGAACCUCCAAAUUUUUUGUUGUCUCUUUCUUCUUCUUCGCCUCUUUUCCUUCCCCAAAACUCGCGCCCUACACAGAAAAGGCGCGUGCUUUGGUACUCCCACUUCUGCUGUUCCACCCAAUAAUUCCCUCCGAUCCAAUUUCCAACAGAACAACAAGAACCCGUUACUCUCCCCAAUUCCUUCUGCUUCGAUCAAACCCUAUCGCUAUGCCCUCCAAUCUCAGUUCGCUGCAAUAACCCGGACGCAAAAUCCUCUUGCCGCAUCACAUAGUUUCAUUUAUUGUUUCCGUUUCCAAAAGAAGGAACUUCUUUCCCCCAAAUUUCGUAUAGCUGGGGUCAUUGUUGUUUAUGAGGGUUUCCCCUCAGCAGUAGUUGAAGGGGCACUGGAAAACUGUGGCCAUAGGAUAAUAACAAAUUAACAAGUAUUUGAUGGAGGAUUUAGGUGGUACCCG
Arachis duranensis is the source of this 496-nucleotide messenger RNA. RefSeq lists its product as uncharacterized. The record is from RefSeq and is a predicted model, not a curated record. Bases 11 to 463 code for a protein of 150 amino acids. NCBI's taxonomy places the organism in Eukaryota, Viridiplantae, Streptophyta, Magnoliopsida, Fabales, Fabaceae. The transcript is spliced from 3 exons.